AUGCCUCGCGGAGCCGACUACGAUAACGGAAUCCCCCAGUCCGACAACGCCAUAGAGGCAGGCCCCGACAAAGUGCACGGCACAAACCCCGGCUCGGACGUCGACCGCUCCGACAAAGCAGCCGCUCUCCCCGAGACCAUGGGCGAGAACAAAGUUGCCAGUGGAGGUGGUAGCGCCGGUCACAGCUCGGGGAAAGGUGGUCAUGAGCCCAAGACUUUGGGUGAGAAAAAGGGUCUUAGGGCUUAG
Messenger RNA from Talaromyces amestolkiae, 246 nucleotides. RefSeq lists its product as uncharacterized. The record is from RefSeq and is a predicted model, not a curated record. Lineage: Eukaryota; Fungi; Ascomycota; Eurotiomycetes; Eurotiales; Trichocomaceae. The transcript has 2 exons. The coding region runs from base 1 to 246 and encodes 81 amino acids.